AUGCUGUGGCAAGAGGGUCUGGUCCUCCUUUUCCUUCGUAUUCUUCACCUCCUCCACGUUACUCCCCUGGUGGAGUCAGCAGAGGUGCCAUUGAAGGAGAUCCCACUCCGGGAACAAUUGAUGGAGCACCUCUUUAAGGACUACCAAAACUAUGAGAUUCCAGGAGCCUUCAACCAGACCACCACCAUUGUCACCGUCUAUAUGACGAUAACAGAGAUCACUUCCGUGGAUGUGCGCAUGAUGGACUACACUACCUACCUUCUUUUGCGUCAAGAAUGGCAAGACCCAAGACUGGCUUGGAACAAUAUUCCACGAUUUCGAAAUUACACCAAAAACCUAGUCUCCCCUAAAUUGAAGGAGAAGUUGUGGCUACCGGAUUUAUUUUUUCGCAAUGGCAAAGAAGGUCGUAUCCAUCGUAUGACCCUGCCCAACUAUUUGACUCGUAUAUCUCCCGAUGGAAAUAUCCUCUAUAGUCAAAAGAUAACGAUGCGAUUCUCUUGCCAGAUGGAUCUCAAAACCUUUCCCAUGGAUGCUCAGACAUGUCACAUAAAUAUAGGAAGUUACGGAUACUCCUUGAAGGAGCUGCGUUUUGUCUGGCGAUCAAUUCAGCCCAUUGAGCUUUCUGAUGGCAUGCAAAUUGCUGAAUUUAAUAGUCCCGAAAGUGUGGUAGCUCAAGACUGUAACGCUUUCCCAACGGACGGAAAUUCAUCCUGUCUCAAGGUGACUUUUGUUCUUUCACGUCAAUUGGGCUCUUGGUUCUCCAGUGUCUAUAUAACCAACUUCCUCAUUGUCAUUGCAUCAUGGCAUAGCUUCUGGGUGGAUAUUGAAGCUCAGCCAGCCCGAGUAGCGCUGGGAUUGUUGACUCUCCUUGGAAUGAUUACUCAGGCUUCGGGAAUCUCGCAGAACCUUCCAAGAGUUUCCUACAUUAAAGCAAUUGAUGUAUGGAACAUUGCGUGCAUCACCUUCAACGUCAGCGUCCUGAUUGAAUUUGCUGUGGCCUCAAAUAUGCGAAGCACACGGAGUAGACGGCCAGAGCGAUGGCGUUUGAAUGCCAGAGAAGCCCUCCGAGCAGAGGUGGAUGGGUGGUGCAUUGGAUGUCGAAAAGCAUUUAUCCAACGACAACAAUUUGCUGGUGUUUCUGAUGGUAAUGUUAGCAGUAGUGACCUCGAAACGGCCCUCAUUCAAGCCAUCUAUCCAGACCUUGGAAGUCGAUCCAACCUCUUUCCAAAUGACGUUCUUAAACCAAAAGAGCAUUCAAGUAAGAAGAAGUCAGCAUUUGACAUUCCUGACACUAAGGAUGAAGAAACUGAAGAUGGCCAAGAUGAGGAUGUUGACGGCGUGAAGGAGGUUGCAACAACGUCAGAGGAUGGCGAAGUGACCGACUCAGAGAAAAAAAAGAAGAAGACGAGAAGAAGGGUAUCAAAAAUUGAUAUCUACAGCCGAUUUCUUUUUCCUCUCUGCUUCUUUGUCUACAACUGCUGCUACUGGUCAUACUACUUAAUUCUUGUAAAAAAGAAGUAG
This is a messenger RNA of Echinococcus granulosus, 1521 nucleotides long. Its product is annotated as Glycine receptor subunit alpha-3. The transcript has a single exon. Gene Ontology annotation, biological process: chloride transmembrane transport; signal transduction; nervous system process. NCBI's taxonomy places the organism in Eukaryota, Metazoa, Platyhelminthes, Cestoda, Cyclophyllidea, Taeniidae. Gene Ontology annotation, molecular function: neurotransmitter receptor activity; transmembrane signaling receptor activity; extracellular ligand-gated monoatomic ion channel activity. Bases 1 to 1521 code for a protein of 506 amino acids. Gene Ontology annotation, cellular component: membrane; neuron projection; synapse. The record is from RefSeq and is a predicted model, not a curated record.